Orbicella faveolata is the source of this 3399-nucleotide messenger RNA. Its product is annotated as telomerase protein component 1-like. Lineage: Eukaryota; Metazoa; Cnidaria; Anthozoa; Scleractinia; Merulinidae. The record is from RefSeq and is a predicted model, not a curated record. Gene Ontology annotation, cellular component: Cul4-RING E3 ubiquitin ligase complex.
AUGCCUACACCCAAUUACUUUUACAUUAUACAGGUUGUUCCUGAGUUGCGUGAGUGGUGUGAAGAGAAGUCAAUCCAGCUGAUUGAAUGUGAUCUUAGAUGGGGUGUCCCUAAAGAUUCCACAACUGAAGCAACUAUCAGAACUUGUUUGGGUGAACUUGAUCGUUGUUCAGAUGAAACUGAUGGGGAGCCAUUUUUCUUGAACAUGCUUGGAGAAAGGUAUGGAUGGAUUCCAAGUUCUUCUGAAAUAUCACAAGAGAUUCAAGAAGAAUACAAAUGGAUCUUUCCUACUUCAAUAACACAUAUGGAAAUCAUACAUGCAGCAUACAGAAUGCAAAGUCAAAAUGCGGCAUUCCUUUUUAGAAAUGCUGAGUUUCUCAAUGAUCUGCCUCCAGAGAUCUUGAAAGCAUUUGUAGAUGUUCAUCCUCUAAACAAAGCACAAUUAAAGGCAUUAAAGGAUAAGCUGAGACAAAGAUUCCCUGAACAAGUAUUUGACUAUUCCUGUCAAUAUGAUGGGAUUGACAAGUCAUCAGGAAUGGCAAAGGUCAAACUCAAAGGGUUAGAAAAUUUCAGUCAAGCUGUGCUUGAAUUUUUCAAAUCAGCCAUUACCAGAUCAGUUCCUGAGGUGACUCAAGGACUAUCCACAGAAGAAAUUGAGCUCUCAAUGCACAACCAGUUCAUUGAACUGCGAGGUCAACUCGUGUUGGGACGGAGUAAAGAAAUUUCUACUAUAAUGCAAUAUGUUGAGCAUGGGACUAUAUCUGAUGGACCCAGUGCAGAGGGCCUUGUUCCACUUAUGGUCCUGGGCUCCUCAGGAUCUGGAAAGUCAGCACUGAUGGCUCGUUGUACACUGGACAUUAAAAAGCUUGGGUUGCCAUUAUUCUUCCAUUUUGUUGGGGCUGGACCAGGAUCUACAAAUCCUGUCAAACUUGUAGAGAAACUAGUCCGAUGGCUGAAGAGUUUGAGUGUAGCAGAUCCUCCAUAUCUUGAAGACAUGAGCAAGGAACAACUCCAACAAGAGAUCAAGAAAGAAUUAGAAGAAAUUGGCAAAAGAGGUGAAGUGUUUGUGGUCAUCAUUGAUGCAAUCAAUCAGUUAGCGGAUGCUGAAGCAACAGACCACAUGGACUGGCUUCCAAGUAUUUUCCCACGCAAUGUUCGUUGUGUGAUCAGUGCAGUGACUGACAGUCGCUCUGCUCGAGUCCUGUCCAGUGAGCAGCGCAAGCCCCAUGCAGUACCACUUCAUAUAGGAGAACUUGACGAGUCCGCUCGUAAAGAUAUAGUGAAGCACACUUUAGGAAAGUAUAACAAGAAACUCGAUGCAGAGCAGAUGGAGUUGUUAAUUGGUUCAGCAGGGGCGCGUAAUCCUCUGUCGUUAUCGUUGUCGUGUGAAGAGCUACGCGUGUUUGGAGUCUUUGAAACGAUCACUCGUCAUAUUAGGAGUUUACCAGCCACGUUAAAAGAACUUCUGCAGUUUAUAAUGAACAGACUUACCAAUGAAGACCAAGAAAACAACAUUUACAAGGUUUUAGGGCUGCUGGCGUGUAGUAAAGGUGGCUUGAGGGAAACUGAGCUCCAAUAUCUCCUCAGUGAUGAUUUCACUGAGUCUGUCCCGAUGAUGAUGUGGGCUGAAGUAAGACGUACAUUAAAACCAUUUCUUAGAAACAUUGGAGGGAGAAGAGAACAGGAAAGACUCGAUUUUUUCCACGCAUCAAUACAAGAGGUUGUAUUGGAAACCAUUCUCGUAGAUUUUGAGGAAAAGAAAAAGUUUCAUUUAAAACUGGCAGAUUUCUUUGCAGAUCACUGCAAAGAUGAAGAGCGAGUGAUUUACAUGGUGCCAGAACAACUCAAAUUAGCUGGAGAAAAGAAAAGACUGUUGGAAUUCCUGAGAAAGGAUCAGCGCUCCAUAAACAAACCUGGCUUUUGGAAAAUCAGCUACUACAAGGAUCUGCGUUGUAACAAAUUACUUCAUCAGGGAACAGCAUUUGCCCACGACGUUCACAUUUGCCAGUUCUGCAGUACAAGGCGGGGGGCUUUUGGAGACGUGUUUCAAUUGAACAAAGAUUCAUGUUUCAUUUGUGGACGCUUUACGACAUGGAAAGACGAUCAACGGUCCGCUAUGGUGUGCCAUUUUCAUAAGCCGCCUGGACCGCCAAACGUGAAGAUGUGCAUUUUAUGCAGAAAGCCUGCCUUUCAGAAUGCUGUUAAGUGUUACUUGUGUCCUAUGUGUGGGACUGUGGGGAUUAAAAAAUGUGUCAUGCUUGUCGGGGACUGGUUGCAUUCCAGGUGAUGAACUUUAGCAGGAGUAAAAAGAAAAUGAACAUAUCUACAAAGAUUCGGAAAGACUUUGUCUACACUGUUGUAUCGGCGGGGGUAUUUUGCAGAACGCAAAAAGCCAAAUGCACCGUUUUCUUACGUUUAGUUUCACUAGUGUUUGGUUGCGGUUAUUUGUUGGACAGAAUACCACAAUAGAGAUCAUGUAGCAUUUGGCCCGCAAACGCAAGCAAACAUGAGUGAAACUAACUGUAAGUAGACAGUGCCUUCUGCGUUCUGUAAAAUUUCCCGCCGCUAUCGUAUGGGAUUGAAACAGAGUGAAGAUGUUGCUUCAUGAAACAUGGGCUGUGAUGCGACACUUUCGUUCUCAGUCAAUCAGAUUGGUGCGUCAGAGAUUUAAAUGAGCAAACUCUACACACAACAGUCAAGAGCUUACUUUAUCUUGAAUUUUUUGCUCCGUCAAUCGCCCAAGGUUUUGAAGCAUUACCGUACGUAUAGACUAUACCGGUAUUUAAUUUUUAACAACUUCAUCGUUGUUGCCAGUUCAAGUAAUGCACUCACGGUUUAACUCCAAGAUUUUCAGUUCGAUGUUUCUUCGGCGUCAAAUAGAUUCCAUACUGGCGUGCUUCUGUUCAGUAAUUGAUCACAGAUGACGUCAAAAUGUGGUAAGAACAGAAAAGUGGCACACGAGGCGAUAGCCGAGUGUUUUAUGCUUUCGCCACAUUUCACUGCAUUUUGAUAAGUAAGAACCAAUCAAAUUGCAAGGAUUUAUUAUAUAAUCAGCCAUUUUAAAUACUUUAAAUGUAGUUGUUUUUAUCCGUAUGAAGGUGUGAAGUCUUGUUUUCUUCAAUUCUUAUUUUUUCAUACUUAUUUUUACACGACCCCACAAGCCAGAGGUUUUAAAAUUUAUCGUGUAUAAAAGGUCAUCAUCAUCAUCAUCAAUGCGAUGUAAGUUAAGUUUUGUAUGUGAUGUAAUGGUCUAGUAUUGUAAUGUAGUGAAUGUAAAUAAUAUCACGUCACCCUGUUGUAAAUAUCGUUUUCAAAAGUAGAAAUGAAACCCCGCGAAAGGAAUCUUGAAUAAACUCGGAUUAGAAUUUGACAGUACAAAUUAAAUCAACCAUUUAGGGUC